AUGGAGGGCUUCGAGCGGCACAUGGCCGAGCAGCGCGAGCGUGCCCGCGCCGGCGCGACGUUCGGCGCCGACCGCACGAAGAUCCCGGCAGUACGAGAGCCUCGUGUCGGCGGCGUGAAGUUCCUCGGCUACGAGUCGCUGGUAUCGCACACGGUCGCCGUCGGCAUGCUAUCCGGCGGUGAGGUUGUGGGCGAGGUAACCGAGGGUGACGAGGUCGAGAUCGCGCUCGUGGAGACCCCGUUCUAUCCCGAGGGCGGCGGUCAGGUCGGCGACGCGGGCGAGAUCGUCGGGCCGGAGGGCAAGAUUAUCGUUCACGACACGCAGCGAGUCAUGCCCGAUCUCAUCAUGCACUUCGGCAAGGUCGUACAGGGCAAGAUAGCGUUGGGACAGCCCAUCGACGCCUACGUCGAUCCCGUGCGCGAGAGGAUACCGCGCGGAACCAUACCGCCACGCAUCUGCUUCCACGCGCCCUGCGCGAGGCUUCGCUUCGACUUCUCCCACGUCGAGCCCGUGACGCCCGAAGAGAUGCGACAGAUACAGUUCCUCGUCAACGAGAAGAUUCGACACAACGCAACAGUGAUGAAGUCGGAGGACAGGUACUCCAACGCCAUUGAGCGUGGCGCUCUCGCGUUCUUUGGCGACAAGUACGAGGACACCGUGCGCCUCAUUGAGAUCGCGAACGGCGCGACCUUCAGCUUCGAGGUCUGCGGCGUACGCACGUAG
Molecule: messenger RNA, 723 nt
Organism: Geodia barretti
Lineage: Eukaryota; Metazoa; Porifera; Demospongiae; Tetractinellida; Geodiidae
Source: the annotation of a GenBank genome assembly